CUUUGCUGAUAAACACGUGAGGAAAACUAAGCGAAACCCCUCUUAUCAAACCCAAAGUUAAGAGGAAAAUGAAAAAGAAAAGCAAAGGAACAAAAGUUCAAGGAAAGGUAAGACAGAUCAAGAAAACAGAUACCGACCAGGAGGCUGAAUCAAUCGCAGCUGUUGAUGAAAACUCGGAAGAAGAUCAAACGAGGAAGGAAAGCACUCAGAUAAUUGGAGAAAAUGCCACCGAAACCGAGUUUAAGGACGAUGACGAUCGUCUUAUUGCUGUAAUAGACAAGAACCCAGUGAAACCUUCAAGCUGCGUGAAUGAUGAUCAAGAUGAUGAUGAAGAUGCCCCCGUGGAUGUAUCUUGGAAAGCUGCCAAGGAGAGUGCGCUUCGCGAACGAACAUUGGAGAGAGAGAUCGUUCUCGAUACUAAGCGAAAAGAAAAACAGAUGAGAAUUGAGAGAGAUGAAAAGCUACGCGAACAAAAGGAAAGGAAGCGAGCAAGAGAAUAUUCAAGAUUACCAAUGGAAAUUCUGCAGAAGGUUGCCCGGCAACAAGAGUCAGAGGAAACCCUUAAAUCACAAACAAUUGAGAGUAGAUGUCAUGUGACCUUUGACAAUUCAAGUGAAGAUGAGCAGGAUGAGAGAGAAGAACAAAAAGAGGAACAAGGAGCAGUACAGGAAGAAACAGCUGGAAUCAAAGUACUUGUCUUGCCAAGGGAGACAAAGAAACCAAAAAAAAUCCAGCAAUCUGCUAAUUUAUUUUUACAGGAACGUCUGUACGGUGACAGAGUUCAGCGCAUUUCAGCUUCCAGAAGCUCAGAUCUGAUGAAAAAAUCUCGCAACACCUUAGUUCCAGCACGGAAUUUUUCAAAGAAAUCUUGGUAACACAGUAAAUACAUCACCAUUCAAACAUGUAGCAGUGACACCAGCUGUGCAAGUUACAAAUACUGCAGAGAGGAGUAGAGUAUCUUGAAGAAACUAGAAAUUAGAUUCUACUUACUAAGACUCCUUGGCUGUAAUCAACAGACUUGAACUGGAAUUUGAACAAUAAAUUUUGCAGAAAUUUAGGUAGUCUAUGUAGGGAUUUUGUGGAAGAAUGGCCAAAAAAAAAUAAAGAUCGAAAGAGCGGUCUAAUUGA
Molecule: messenger RNA, 1128 nt
Organism: Pocillopora verrucosa
Lineage: Eukaryota; Metazoa; Cnidaria; Anthozoa; Scleractinia; Pocilloporidae
Source: RefSeq, a predicted model, not a curated record